Molecule: messenger RNA, 1826 nt
Organism: Nicotiana tabacum (common tobacco)
Lineage: Eukaryota; Viridiplantae; Streptophyta; Magnoliopsida; Solanales; Solanaceae
Product: cytokinin hydroxylase-like
Molecular function (GO): iron ion binding; monooxygenase activity; heme binding
Source: RefSeq, a predicted model, not a curated record
AAAUCUCCCCACAAACAUCAAGCCCACAAAUCUUUUUUUCUCUCUUACUAGAAGUGAGCCUUUGCCAUAAACUAGAGAGUAAUACACCACCAUGGCUAUGGUGGUAUUAGUACUUGUCGUAUGUAUCUUUUUAUCACUGAAAAUUGCCUAUGAAACUCUAUCAUCUUAUUGGCUAACCCCAAGACGUAUCAAGAAAAUCAUGGAAAAACAAGGAGUGCGUGGUCCGAAAUCUCGGUUUCUUGUUGGGAACAUCUUAGAUAUGGCUUCUUUUGUUUCAAAAUCAACCAAAAAUGACAUGGAUUCCAUUCAACAUGACAUCGUUGGCCGCCUUUUGCCGCAUUAUGUCACCUGGUCUAAGAUUUAUGGAAAAAGAUUCAUUUACUGGAACGGGAUAGAGCCGAGAAUGUGCUUAACUGAAGCGGAAUUAAUCAAAGAGCUUUUCUCCAAAUACAGCACUGUUUCUGGGAAAUCAUGGCUGCAACAACAAGGUUCUAAGCAUUUCAUCGGCCGUGGUCUUUUGAUGGCUAACGGCGACGCUUGGUACCAUCAACGCCACAUUGUUGCUCCCGCUUUCAUGGGAGACAAACUCAAGAGUUAUGCGGGGUACAUGGUGGAAUGCACUAAAGGGAUGCUCCAAUCACUAGGAAAUGCAGUAGAAUCAGGUCAAACGGAGUUCGAGAUUGGAGAGUACAUGACUCGGCUCACUGCAGAUAUCAUAUCAAGAACUGAGUUCGACAGUAGCUACGAGAAGGGAAAACAAAUAUUCCAUUUAUUAACACUUCUGCAGAACCUUUGCGCACAAGCUAGUCGGCACUUGUGCUUUCCUGGUAGCAGGUUUUUGCCAAGCAAAUAUAACAGAGAUAUAAAAGCAUUAAAAAUGGAAGUGGAGAGGCUACUGAUGGAGAUAAUACAAAGCAGGAAAGAUUGUGUAGAAAUAGGAAGAAGCAGCUCAUAUGGGAAUGAUUUGUUAGGAAUAUUAUUAAAUGAGAUGCAAAAGAAAAGAAGCAGCAAUGGAUUCAGCUUGAAUUUGCAGCUAAUUAUGGAUGAAUGCAAGACAUUUUUCUUUGCUGGACAUGAGACUACUGCCCUUUUGUUAACUUGGACUUCUAUGUUAUUAGCAAGUAAUUCCUCUUGGCAAGAUAAAGUUAGAGAUGAAGUCAAUCAAGUUUGCAAAGGAGAUCCACCUACUGUUGAACAUCUUCCAAAGCUUACUUUGUUAAACAUGGUAAUCAAUGAGUCGCUUAGACUCUAUCCACCAGCUUCUGUACUUCCUAGAAUGGCAUUUGAGGAUUUUAAAUUAGGUGACCUUCAUAUUCCAAAGGGUUUAUCAAUUUGGAUCCCAGUACUUGCCAUACAUCAUAGUGAAGAAAUAUGGGGAAAAGAUGUUAAUGAAUUCAGGCCUGAUCGUUUUGCAUCUAAGUCUUUUGCCGCCGGCCGGAAUUUUCUCCCGUUCGCCGCCGGUCCCCGGAAUUGUGUUGGCCAAUCUUUUGCAUUAAUGGAAGCCAAGAUCAUAUUAGCCAUGUUAAUAUCCAAGUUUCGAUUCACCAUUUCAGAGAAUUAUCGCCAUGCACCUGUGAUUGUCCUCACAAUUAAGCCUAAAUAUGGAGUUCAAAUCAAGUUGACACCUUUGACUCCUUGAGAAAUUUUGGCCUAGUGGAAUUUUUUUUUUCCAAUAAUUUUUUUGCUUAUUAAGAGCAGUUUUUGAGGAGGGUGGAAAGCUUGAAAAAUAGUACCGAUGAUACGAGUAGCUCUUUUAUUUAAUAUAUAAUGUUGGAUCGAGAUGAAUUUAAAUGAAAUGAUAUGGUUAGUAAAAAUUCAAAUAAUCA